CUUCCAUCGUAUUGCACGAAAAAUUCAGAGAGACAACAUCAUGGAGGAAAGUGUGGAUAAAGAAAUCGAAAAAAAUGCUGUUCCCAAUUUAUUAUAUCCAGAAUUGAUGUCAGUUGGCGAUUUGAUUUCAGUUUUAGAACAAAGAUACAUACAAAAUGAAGACUUGUCAUCACUAUGCAAGGAAGGCUUAGUAGACCUCUAUUAUAGAUAUGUUUUACCACUUCCUCAGAGGAAAUAUCGUAUGAACAGGCGGGGACGGGAGAUGACAAAGAAACAGAUCAUAAUGGCAAAGAAGAGAAAGAUCGCAAUCAAUGAUGAUAAUGAACCUCCAAAAAAGAAAUCAACUGUGGAUUCAAAUUCAAGACUUAUUUCAUCCUACAAUAUUUCAUCUGCUGCUAGUGAUCGACUGAAGCCACCUCCAUCUUGUAUUGAUUUUACCAAGAAGAAAAUUUCAUUAGGUUCUAAAAAUAAAACUGAGGAGAGUUUAACAGCAAAGCUUGAAAACACUAAUUUAAAUAAUGACAGUAAAGAAAGCAAAGAUACGCGAACACUACGAAAGAAAAUUAUAAAAAUUACAUUAGAUUCAUCAUCAACAGAGAAUGACAAAAAUGUAUCCCCUGACAUGCCAAAGAGAAUUAGACUCAACUCAUCAUCAUGUAGUGACGUAAGUGAAGAAAUUCAGAAAUCUAAGAAAGUUAAAUUAAAUUCACCAACUUCUCCAAAUAAAGCAGCAAGUUUUCAGUCAUCUGUCAGUCUUAUCAACAAACACUUGGGUGGAAAAACAGACGUAAACCAUAAAGAAGAGCAGACUACAGUCAACAAUAAAUCAGAAAAUACAAAGCCAACUACACCAACAGAAGAAUCUUCAAAGAAGAAGUCUAAGAUCAGCAGAGUUUCAUGGCCAUAACAACUUACAAUAUAAACAUAGAAACAUAACAUUAUAGUUGGGUUCAAGGUUAUAUAGUACUUAUUUUUUGCAAUUUGCUUGUUGUGCUUGGUAAACUCUAAGGUCAUUAUAAAGCAAAGGACACUUUUGGAAAGAUAUAUGUAUACAUAUAAAUGAAUUUCAUUACUUAUGAAGUGAUGUUCUUCUUUAAGCAACCUACCUUAAAUAAACUAGGACUAUCUUUGUAUAUGCAGCACCAAUGUUUUAAACAAAAUUAUUAAUAAGUGUCCUAAAGAACUUACUUAAAUGAAAACUUACCUAAAAUGUGUUAGAUAAUGCAAAAUAUAAACAGUAGAAAUCGAAAGUCCUUGUAUGUAUUUUUCAUUAACUGAGGAAUAUAUAUAUAUGACUAUUUUAUCUUUGAUUUUAAGCUUUUAUUUGCAUAAUUUUAAUUAUUUUAUUUCAAACUCCUUUGUUUUUCAUCAUGUGUUUGAUAGUCAGAUUGUUAAAUUGUUAUUCUUAUAUCUUGUUAAGUCAUUUUAAAUUCAGGGGAGUGACUGGAUUGUUGUCAAAAUAAUGGAACUUUAUGUGACUGUCUAUAAGUGAGAGGUUAAGUCAGUUAUAAAACAAGGUUUUAUCAACCAUUUUCUGCAUAGGAAGAACAUACCUGUUCUAAGUCACAAAUAUGACAGUCGUUAUCAAUUUGUUUGAUGUGUUUGAGCUUUGAUUUUGCCAUUUGAUGAGAGACUUUCUGUUUUGAAUUUUCUUCUGAGUUCAGUAUUUCUGUUGUUUUACUUUUAGAUGAAUGUUUGCCUACAUACGUAAAUUUAAAGAACAUUAUUAUAUAAUAAUAGUAUGAAUGAAAAUAUCACUUAGCCAUUUCAUUUCAGAUUUUUAUUAGAGACAAGUGUUUUGAAUAUGUUGAAAACAGUUUUGGUUUACUUCCUUUUUCACAUCAAAAGUUCUUUGAAAAUUGAGUACUUUGCAGACAUUAAAUAACUCUAAAGUUUUUACCUAUAUAUUAUAAAUAUAUCAUGGUCCUCUACUUUUCAAAUCAACAUGAAUGGUUAAGCUCAGUCACUUGUUAAAAAUAGAAACAUGUCCACAGGGGUCGAAUUUAAGCUUUUUAGUGUACUGGCCAGCCUGACCAGUGUACUUACAAUCUACUGGUCCGGCUAAAAAUUUACUGGUCCUGCAAAAAUGACAUUCAUUUGAUAACCACUAAAAGAUAAGACAGAUGUUUAGUUUUAUUUUCCUCAGCUGCCUUCCUCUUCUUUAAUUCCAGUAGAUUUUUGUGCUGUUCUGUUUGUUCAUGAGCAAGUACAAAAUAUUACUUAAAAUUUGAAGAUCCCUUUCCAAAAAUACAUUUCUCAUCUAGGUAUAUCACUGCAAAUUGUUCACAUGUUUUACAAUGCAUUACAUUACGACCGACUUUACAAUUUAAGCAUUCGAGAACUUUUUCCAAGGAUAUUUUAUAUUUACGCUUCCUUUUGUCAGUUUGAAAAAUCUUCCUUUUGAAUGUCGCUUAAUUGAUUAAUUUGUUUUGCCCGGCGUUUUAACUCCAUCCAAAAAUUUCCACAUAAUUUUGUGUUGUUGGGUAGUGCGCCCACCUGAGAUAUUAAUUAAAUACUUUUAAAAUAGUACCCCCAGUACCCUAAAAAUAAUUUCUUAGGUUUAUUUUUUGGUAAACAAACCGAGAUAGAGAUGCAAUUAGUGAUUUUAACGAAAAAUUUCUACUGGUCCACUUGACCACCAGAUGACAUAAUCUACUGGUCUCGGACCACUAGACCAGAGCCAAUUUCAAUCCCUGCAUGUCCAAUAUCACUACACCAAGAUUUUUGGUUUACACAUCACUUUUGAGUUCCUCACUUUGAGGCAUUUUUAGACACAUUUGUGUCAGAUAUCAGAAUACAGAAAAGGUUAACUUGCUGCCACUUCCGCUGCAGUGGGGGCAUAACUAUCAUUGUAAAUUCUAAUGGCAUUGUUGGUUUACAUUUCACUAAAAUUUGCAUUGAUUAACCUCACAUUUUUGUCUGUUUUUGAACUUUAAUAAAUGCAGCAUUAUUUCUGUAAUUUACUUUUGAGUAUUUUUUUAUACAUUGUAUUGUCACACAUUUUCAUAAACUUGUUGUAAACAUUUAUUGGUUGAGGUUUAUAAGAGAACAUUAUUUUUAUGUCAUUACCGGUAAGAUAAAUAUUUAUUAAUAUGUAUAUUUAUUGUAAUUUUUGGCCAAUGUAGUUACUUUGUGUGAAACACAUAAAUCAGUCAAUAUAUGGUGCAGCAUAUUUUUAUAAAAUGAAUAAAUGAUAUUUCCAAUAGGA
Molecule: messenger RNA, 3208 nt
Organism: Mytilus trossulus (common blue mussel)
Lineage: Eukaryota; Metazoa; Mollusca; Bivalvia; Mytilida; Mytilidae
Product: ashwin-like
Exons: 4
Coding region: 41-907 (288 amino acids)
Biological process (GO): embryonic morphogenesis
Cellular component (GO): tRNA-splicing ligase complex
Source: RefSeq, a predicted model, not a curated record